Manihot esculenta (cassava) is the source of this 1997-nucleotide messenger RNA. RefSeq names its product CTP synthase. Gene Ontology annotation, biological process: CTP biosynthetic process; pyrimidine nucleobase biosynthetic process. Bases 16 to 1701 code for a protein of 561 amino acids. The transcript has 22 exons. Gene Ontology annotation, molecular function: CTP synthase activity; identical protein binding. The record is from RefSeq and is a predicted model, not a curated record. Lineage: Eukaryota; Viridiplantae; Streptophyta; Magnoliopsida; Malpighiales; Euphorbiaceae.
CAUUCAGAUAGAGAAAUGAAAUACGUGCUAGUGACAGGUGGAGUCGUCAGUGGGCUCGGCAAGGGCGUCACUGCCAGCAGUAUAGGAGUCGUCCUUAAGGCUUGCGGCCUUCGAAUCACUUCCAUCAAAAUAGAUCCUUACCUGAAUACUGAUGCUGGUACCAUGUCCCCCUUUGAGCAUGGGGAGGUCUUUGUUCUUGAUGAUGGCGGAGAGGUUGAUUUAGAUUUAGGUAACUAUGAGAGGUUCCUGGAUGUGACACUUACGAGGGAUAACAACAUUACCACAGGAAAGAUAUUUCAGUCUGUGAUUGAAAAGGAGAGGAGAGGUGAUUAUCUUGGAAAGACUGUUCAGGUAGUUCCACAUAUCACUGAUGCCAUUAAAAAUUGGAUCGAGUCAGUUGCUGUCAUUCCUGUGGAUGGAAAGGAGGGCGCUGCAGAUGUAUGUGUGAUAGAAUUGGGUGGAACAGUAGGUGACAUUGAAUCGAUGCCAUUCAUUGAGGCUUUGCGUCAACUGUCAUUUUCAGUUGGACAAGAUAACUUCUGUCUUAUUCAUGUGAGCCUGAUACCUGUGCUAGGAGUUGUUGGCGAGCAAAAAACAAAGCCUACACAGCACAGUGUCCGUGAAUUGAGAGCAUUAGGCUUGACUCCACACCUAUUGGCAUGUAGGUCUGCUCAGCCUUUGUUGGAAAAUACAAAGGAGAAACUGUCUCAGUUUUGUCAUGUUGCGGCUGCUAAUAUUCUCAAUAUCCAUGAUGUUCCAAACAUUUGGCAUAUCCCUCUACUACUUAUGAACCAAAACAGCCAUUAUGCAAUUCUAAAACAGCUUAACUUGCUUAGCAUUGCAACACCUCCUGAUUUACAAGAUUGGACAAAGAUGGCUGAGACUUAUGAUAAUCUCACUAAUUCUGUUAGGAUUGCAAUGGUUGGGAAGUAUGUUGGCCUGACAGACUCAUAUCUGUCUGUUGUGAAGGCCCUUCUACAUGCCUGUAUUGCAUGUUCAUUGAAGCCAUCAAUUGAUUGGAUUGCAGCUUCAGAUCUUGAAGAUGAUACUGCAAAAUUGACACCAGAAGCUCAUGCUGCUGCAUGGGAGACUUUGAGGAAUGCAGCAUGUGUCUUAGUGCCAGGAGGUUUUGGAGAUCGUGGUGUAAGAGGAAUGAUGCUGGCUGCCAAGUUUGCCAGAGAGAACAAUAUUCCUUACCUUGGAAUUUGCUUAGGCAUGCAGAUUUCUGUAAUUGAGUUUGCUAGAUCUGUUUUGAGUAUGGAAAGAGCAAAUAGUGAGGAGUUUGAUGCCCAAACAUCUGAAAAUGUUGUGAUCUUCAUGCCCGAGGGUUCGACAACACACAUGGGAAGCACAAUGAGAUUAGGAUCCCGGAAGACCUUUUUCCAGACCCCUGACUGUAUUACUGCUAAAUUAUAUGGUAAUCGUCAGUAUGUAGAUGAACGACAUCGACAUAGAUAUGAGGUAAAUCCCGACAUAAUUGGAGUUCUAGAAGAAAGAGGCUUAAAGUUUGUUGGGAAGGAUGAAACAAGAAAGAGGAUGGAGAUUUUAGAGCUUCCAAGUCAUCCUUUUUAUAUAGGUGUGCAAUUUCAUCCAGAGUUCAAAUCACGUCCCCGGAGGCCAUCACCCCUAUUUUUAGGUUUCAUGUUGGCAGCAACAGGAAGGUUGGAAGCAUUUCUUAACAAUCACCAGAAUGGGGUUUGAUUUACAUGAUUCUUCAAAAUCAGGCAUAAAAAAGGUAGUUAUUUCUCAUGAGAAAAGAGUAAAAUUUUAAGGGAUAGAUACAAUUAACAAAAAUUUUAAAGAACGUUUUAGGUUGAAAUGCAACUGAUCUUGUGAUUCGUCUGUGUUGGAAUUGUGCUCUCUGCCUGGUUGUAAAAUGUAAAUUGUUAAAAAUUAGCUGGCAGUUGCAUGCAUUACUAUUCUGACCUGUACGGGUCAAGUAUGUACAUGACUAUCAAAAUUUAAACUAAUAUCAAUCGAAGGAUCUCUGUUACGAA